Molecule: messenger RNA, 1452 nt
Organism: Nipponia nippon (crested ibis)
Lineage: Eukaryota; Metazoa; Chordata; Aves; Pelecaniformes; Threskiornithidae
Source: RefSeq, a predicted model, not a curated record
AUGGAUCCUUUAUACUUUCCCAACGCAUUUAGCACAGAAGCUAGUUCCAGCGAUGUGAAUUCCUCACUGCUGACGAACGUGACAGAGAAUGGGACGCUCUCAGAGCAGCCCACAUUCAAAUACAUCCACAAAGUCCUGAUUCCCAUCUGUUACCUCCUUGUAUGUGCAGUUGGACUCAGUGGCAACACAUUGGUCAUUUAUGUGGUUUUGCGCUAUGCCAAGAUGAAAACUGUCACCAACAUAUACAUCUUGAAUUUAGCUGUUGCUGAUGUACUCUUCAUGCUUGGCCUGCCCUUCCUGGCCACCCAGAAUGCCAUCUCCUAUUGGCCUUUUGGCUCCUUUUUGUGCAGGCUGGUUAUGACUGCAGAUGGCAUUAACCAAUUCACUAGUAUUUUUUGUUUGACUGUGAUGAGCAUGGACCGCUACCUGGCAGUAGUUCAUCCCAUUAAAUCAACCAAGUGGAGACGUCCCAGGGUGGCCAAGCUCAUCAGUGUGACUGUCUGGACAUUCUCGUUCUUGGUGGUGCUUCCAGUCAUCAUCUUUUCGGAUGUGCAAGAGGACUUUCACACCUGCAACAUGAACUGGCCAGAGCCUGUCAACAUCUGGUCAGCAGCAUUCAUCAUUUACACAUCUGUCCUUGGUUUUUUUGGUCCUUUGUUGGUGAUCUGUCUCUGCUACUUACUGAUCGUGAUUAAAGUCAAAUCUUCGGGGAUCCGAGUUGGGUCUACGAGGCGCAGGAGAUCAGAGAGGAAGGUGACCAGGAUGGUGGUGAUCAUUGUGGUGGUCUUUGUGUUUUGCUGGCUCCCAUUUUACAUGAUGAACAUUGUCAAUUUGAUACUUAUACUGCCAGAAGACCCUGUGUUGGUAGGGGUGUACUUGUUUGUGGUGGUCCUGUCCUAUGCAAACAGCUGUGCCAACCCCAUUCUUUAUGGAUUUCUUUCUGACAACUUCAAGCAGAGUUUUCAGAAAGUCCUUCACCUCCGAAAGGGCAAUGGUGUAGAGGAUGGUGACCCCACUGAACACAGGCAAGAGAACAGCAGCCGCUUGCAGGAAUCAAUGUUAACCCAGAGAAAUAUUGAAUUCAAUGGACAUAUGCAGACUAGCAAGGUCUAAGGGCAUGGUUUGGUACUGCAAAGCACUUGUAGAGCUGGAGAACUUGGGGACUUAAAGGAGAGAUGAAUUCAUAGCAAAGCUAAAAUCAGGAGACUCACAAGCUCAAAUAAAUGUACAUAGACUUCUCUUCACUCUCCCCCUUUCCCAGCUAAAAUGUUAUGGCCUAUACUGGGCUGUGUGAAGCUCUUAUGGUGUUUUAGCUGUCAGACAUGUGUUAUCACUUUCUGUACUCUAUAAAGAACUGAUUUAUGGCACACACUGACGGCUUUGUACAGCUCUAGUGAUGCAAACCAACACUAAACCUGUUUUAACUAACUUGUUAAGCUGAGUUUAUGGCUG